UCCGACCUCAGCUAAUGACCAGGCAUUCAUCUCAUUUCCAUAGUCGCUUUCGACUGAUUUUUGGAUAGAUCAGCUGAGUUGAGAGGGGAACUGUUGUGUGUCGGCUGUGUAUCAGCUCAUACUCUCUUCAUGAUUCAGUAUACGUCUCAUUUCAUAAAAGCAAAUAGAAAUGUAACAUAGCUUAAAAUAUCUACAAACAAUAAGCAAACAUCUAUCUUCAGUCGGUAUAUUUGAAAUAGAUUUUCAUAUUUGCUGUUCAUCUAAAUAUUUUUUUUUCCGGAAAUUUCCAAUAAUUGCACUGUUCAGUGUUGCUGAUAGAUUCAGACUCUUUGCAUCCACAAAUACUAUCAUCUCUACUUCAAUGGCAUUGUUAUAGAUCUAGAUCUUAUAUCAGCUUCAAUGAUCUAGUCUAGUCAACAUAGUAGGCCGUAAGCAGCCUACUAUGAUGCCAGAAUCAAAUGUAACUAUCGGAUUCGUCUUAAAGUUAAAUACAUGAAAGAGUUUAAUGCUACAAAUUAGACGAUAGUAGUGUUAAAAGUUUGUACCUAUAUAUGUGUCAGUCAACAGAAACAAUGCUUUUCGCCCACACGUUUCAACGUAAUUGUAUUUGUUGUUAUUAAAAACCGGAUUAGGAACUAAAUGAAACUGGACAUGGCCGGGAACGUCUCGUCAAGCUCUAGUAAAUCGAGUAACUUACCACCAGAGAAGAAAUUGAGACUUCAAAAAGCCGAUGGUGUAUCGGUCAGUGGUUCGACCCUGGAAACAGAGGACCCUGUAAACCAUAACAGUAACAAGCGGACGUUUGAUCAAGUGUCCCCGAAGAGACACACAGAAACAAAAGAUAGCUUUGUACAAGUUGCAAUGGAUCCUUAUGUUCGUGUCAGGGAAAUAGAAGGCAUACAUUACUGUUACAAGAAUGCCAUUGGCAAAUUGGACAGUAUAGAACAGUCGUCCAUCAACCCUAAGGAUUCUGGCGUCGUGCAGAGAAAUAUACAAACAGGCGUUGGGAAUGAAAAGUCCCAGAAUUCCGAGACGAUGCGCCUUUCCGAAAUUCGAGGCCAGUUCAACGAUGUUGACAAGGCUGUGGAGGCGUUGCUGAAGCAGGAAGACCAUGCGAUCGAGAAUGAACCUCAAUUGAAGACGUCGAAUUCCAACAAUUCUGAAGCAAGUCCUGGCUCUUCCAAUGAAAGUGUCCUAGUUGGUAUAUUCAUGUUGAGUGAGGUCAAAGGUCUAGUAGAAGAGAACACGUCCUUGAGAGAUGAGCGGCUGUGUAAAGUGUGUAUGGAGAGAGACGCCUCUCUGACCUUUAUCCCUUGUGGUCAUUUAGUCACCUGUUAUAACUGUUUCUUAAGUCUUGACAACUGCCCGAUCUGCAAACAAAAUAUUGGCUCAGCGAUCCGAACAUAUAUGUCCUAAAUGUGAAGGAUUAGACUAGAAGAUACAUCAAGUUUCUAUUAGUGAAAAUAGUUUUAUGCUACAUUCUGUCAGAUCCUGCUAGGCUGCAGUUCAUUGGUGUCCAAAGUUACACGAAGAGUGAGGUGGGAACCUUGUUAUCUAAGAUAUCAGUCAUAGAGCUUAAACUUGCCAGAAAAAAAGUAAAGUUCCUCUUUCAGACCCUGUUAUCUAUAGAGCAGAUGAUAAAAAGGUCAUCUGUUUAUGUGGUCCACUGUUAACUAGGGUGUCAUGUGGCCAGCACAUCGACCAACCACCUUUACUUUACCCAACUAAUAUCAGGUACCCAUUAGAGCUGUGUGGACUCAGAAGCGCCAAAAGAUCCCGAAAUCGAAAUAUCAGUCUUCACCAGGAUUCAAACCCUAGACCUCGGUUCGGAAGCCAACGCUUUUCCGCUCAUCCACCGCUCUUUAUUAACUUGCCAGUACUAGAGAUUUUUUUUCUAGUAAAAUUAAUCACAACUAACUACAGAAUAAAAUGUUCAUACAAUAUUGCAAAUUAAUUCAGCACCUGUCCACAAAGCCAUACUGUAAUUUUAGCUACUAGUCUAUUUUCCCCCAGUUUCAGUUCAGAAUGUAUUAAUGUGUAAUUCAAUUGUUUAUGAAUAACUGUAUCGAUGUAUUUAUCUAUUUUUAAUCGCUCUGCCUUUCGUAGUCACAAGAAAUGUCUUAAAGAAUUAUCAUAAAUUAAUUUACAUGAUGUAAAAGGAUAUUAAAAUUUAUGAAUGUAUUAAUGA
This is a messenger RNA of Biomphalaria glabrata, 2188 nucleotides long. RefSeq names its product baculoviral IAP repeat-containing protein 7-like. Lineage: Eukaryota; Metazoa; Mollusca; Gastropoda; Planorbidae. The record is from RefSeq and is a predicted model, not a curated record. Bases 640 to 1416 code for a protein of 258 amino acids. Gene Ontology annotation, biological process: regulation of cell cycle. The transcript has 6 exons. Gene Ontology annotation, cellular component: nucleus; spindle microtubule; cytoplasm.